Messenger RNA from Cladocopium goreaui, 722 nucleotides. NCBI's taxonomy places the organism in Eukaryota, Dinophyceae, Suessiales, Symbiodiniaceae. The record is from the annotation of a GenBank genome assembly.
UCCUUAUCUGCAUUGAUUUUGUGUGCAUCCGGCAUUUUUCGAGCCAUGAAGAAGAAAAACACAUCCAAAUCGCCAGUGGUCAAGGCAGGAGUGUUAGCUGGCAAAGUGAAGGGCCUCCUUCCCGAGGCCCUGGAUUUGAGUUCCUUAAAGGCGGAGGAGGAUGACGAUGGGCCGCCAGAAGAGCUGACGACUGAGACAGCAGCUGCGGUGGAGGAGGUGGAUGCUUUGCUGGUGACCAAGGAGAAGGUCAAGAAGGCGAAGCCCAAGAAAGGUGAUGCAAAGCCUAAAAGCAAAGCUGUGAAAUACCUCUGGGAAGAGCCUGAGAAUCAGGAGCUGCUGGAGCUCUUGCGCCAGGAGACAGAGACGAAACGCCAGGCCAAAGCAACCCGAGCCAGGGUGGAGAAGGACGGCGUAGUGCUAAUAAAACAGGGUGCUGAUGAGGACGAUUUGGAGGCCUCAAAUUUCCUCAAAGAGGAGCUUUUCUCUCGUCGAAAACGGAAGCGCAGCGUCCGAGAUCGCUUUGAUCGGAACGUCUUGUCAGCCUUCAGCCGGGCGCGACCUUUGCAUGUCGUCAACCCGCGGAAAAAAACGCGACAGGCUGCGACUGCGCUGGGCAAGUGACCCUGGUGCAGAGCGCAGCGCCUCUCGCGGAAAAGGUGCUGAUCUGCAGGCUCCAGGCUCUAGUGCGAAGUUGUUUUCAAGUAGUCUCGGCAGUUGGGAGG